ACCCGACGUAAAUAUGUCAUCCAUCUCAGAAAUAUACCUAGUUUCUGAUUCAGAUUUUCAGAGCUAUGCAAAGCCUGUCACCGAAGUGGACGACUGCACGGAUUCCAUACUAGAGAAGGUGGUUACAUCUUCCAAAUUCGGGGGUUCUGUGUCUUUGUUCAAAGUCAAGCUGUGCACCAGUAGCACCUACGGAUCAGGUUUGAGCAACUUAAACGCUGGAAUUCUGCUUUGUUUGAUAGAUGAAAAUGGAGACUCGAUCUUUCACAGGAUAUCAGCUAGUUCUAUGAGAGACCAUACUAAGCAACCGGAGGAGAAGGUUGUUUCUGAUGUACUCCAUUUCCAACGAGCUUCCGUUGAUGAGUUCACCUUCGAGGGACCUAAACUAGGAAAAAUUGAAGCUCUUUGGAUCAGUGUUGAAUCAGGUCAAUGGAGAUUGGGGGGUGUGAGCUUAACUGUUAUUUGUCAGUGUCAACCUCUUCCCACAGAAGCAAAUGACGGAAAAGAAAUUCAGUAUAUUGCUUUGCAGUACGACUUUGAAGAUGACGACAUUCCGCUCGGUGAUCAGGGAAGUGGCAUGUCUACGGUGGAGCUUAGACCUAGUCUAGUUACGGAGUUUGCUGGAGAAAACUUUACCUCGUUAAGCAAAAAACUCCUGCAAUCAACGUCAUCUGCAAGGCACGCUACAUCAAAUGAAGAGUGUGCAAAUUUGAAGUCGUCCUUGCUAUUUUACGACGCCAUGCUCGUCCUUGCUGGUUCGUCGAUUGCAUCCUUCUCAUUCGGGGAAAAUGCUGCAUUUGCUUUCUUAACUGGCGGCGUUGUUGGCUUCUUAUAUCAGUUAUUGUUGCAAAGGUCCGUUGAUGGAUUACGGGCUCCUGCGUCGACUACAAUGAACAGGACGGGGAAUUUCAUUGAAGUUUUUGGAAGAUUAAAGAGUGGGUCAAUCCUAGUGCUACUAUUGCCAUUAUUGUUUGCCACAAUUGCAGUGAAAUAUGGUGCCGUCGAAGAAGUCGUGUCUGGGAUGGUGGGGUUUCUUACAUGUAAAGUGGCUGCGGUGUUGGCGGCAAUCAAACCUAUGCCAUUCAGUCUUUAAUUAGGAGAACAAGUGUUAGGAUAUUCUUGAAAAAUGAAGAUUUAAUAAAAAAAAUUAUAUUCUAUUCCAAUCCUGACAAUGAAUAA
Molecule: messenger RNA, 1176 nt
Organism: Cornus florida
Lineage: Eukaryota; Viridiplantae; Streptophyta; Magnoliopsida; Cornales; Cornaceae
Exons: 2
Coding region: 14-1090 (358 amino acids)
Source: RefSeq, a predicted model, not a curated record